Molecule: messenger RNA, 4372 nt
Organism: Mesoplodon densirostris (Blainville's beaked whale)
Lineage: Eukaryota; Metazoa; Chordata; Mammalia; Artiodactyla; Ziphiidae
Gene: DGKZ
Product: diacylglycerol kinase zeta
Exons: 30
Coding region: 23-3685 (1220 amino acids)
Biological process (GO): intracellular signal transduction; diacylglycerol metabolic process; lipid phosphorylation
Cellular component (GO): nucleus
Molecular function (GO): protein binding; ATP-dependent diacylglycerol kinase activity
Source: RefSeq, a predicted model, not a curated record
UGGGGCCGCACAGGGAACAGUGAUGAGUGCAGGCUCCCUGCUGGAUCCUCUGGUACCCCCAGGCACCCCGUUUACGGAGCUCAGAGGCCCCAGACGCCCCCCCCCCAUGCCUCCCAAGUGUCCCUUCUCUGCUCAAAGGGCAGUGGCUGUGACGGGGCUCCCGGGCACAGGGUGCGCCAUGGCCUGGCCCAGCUCCUCAUGCCCCCGGUCUCCACCCGACAGCCACCCGCCUGCCCCUGCCAUGGAGACCUUCUUUAGGAGACACUUCCAGCGGAAGGCACCAGGCCCCGGAGAGGGGCAGAGGCGGCCUGGCGGCGUGGGGCUGCCCACAGGCAAGGCCCGGCGCCGCUCGCCUGCGGGGCAGGCCUCCUCCUCACUGGUCCAGCGGCGCCGCUUCAGUGCACAGCUCCAGGGCUGCUUCCUGGGCUGCAGGGUGGGGGCCCCGCGCUCCAGCCGCCGGCGCUCCAGCACCGCGCCCCCUGCCUGCAACCCCCGCUUCACCGUGGCUGAGGUGCCCGCCCUGCAGCCUGCAGCUGUUGGGGCCCCGCGUCUGGGCACACCCCUGCUGUUGGCCAGGCUCGUGGGCGUGGAUGGGGAGGAGGGGGUCCAGGAGGAGGAUGUGACGGUUGCGUCGUUGGCGGCCAUCCAGCCAGGCACCAAGAGGCCGGGGCCAUCCCCGCAGCGGGGAGCCGUGCCCCUGCUACCCGUUCCCCGCUGGCGCCGGCGCCGGGCCUCCUCCCACCUGCUGCCCGCUGACGUGGUGAAAGACCGCGCUCUCUGGGGCCUGCACGGUUACUACCGGCCCCUCAGCCAGCAGCGGCCCUCAGGCCAGCACCUCAGCCUGGGGGGCCGAAGAGCCUCGGGCACCGCAGCUGGCCCCAGGAUGCCUGUCUGCGUGCGCCCGCUGUCCCGCAGACGCCAGGUAGCCCUGCGGCGCAAGUCAGCCGGACCCCAGACCUGGAGUGCCCUGCUUGCGAAAGCCAUCACCAAGUCAGGCCUCCAGCACCUGGCACCCCCUCCUCCAGCUCCCGGGGCCCCACGCAGUGAGCCUGAGCGGCAGAUCCGGAGCACUGUGGACUGGAGCGAGUCAGCGACGUAUGGGGAGCACAUCUGGUUUGAGACCAACGUGUCCGGGGACUUCUGCUAUGUUGGAGAGCAGUACUGUGUAGCCAAGAUGCUGAAAUCAGUGUCCCGGAGAAAGUGCGCAGCGUGCAAGAUUGUGGUGCACACCCCCUGCAUUGAACAGCUAGAGAAGAUAAAUUUUCGCUGUAAGCCAUCCUUCCGUGAAUCAGGCUCCAGGAAUGUCCGUGAGCCAACCUUUGUGCGGCACCACUGGGUACACAGGCGACGCCAGGAUGGCAAGUGUCGGCACUGUGGGAAGGGCUUCCAGCAGAAGUUCACCUUCCACAGCAAGGAGAUCGUGGCCAUCAGCUGCUCCUGGUGCAAGCAAGCAUACCACAGCAAGGUGUCCUGCUUCAUGCUGCAGCAGAUCGAGGAGCCGUGCUCCCUGGGGGUCCACGCCGCCGUGGUCAUCCCACCCACCUGGAUCCUCCGUGCCCGCAGGCCCCAGAAUACCCUCAAGGCAAGCAAGAAGAAAAAGAGGGCAUCCUUCAAGAGGAAAUCGAGCAAGAAAGGGCCUGAGGAGGGCCGCUGGAGACCCUUCAUCAUCAGGCCCACCCCGUCCCCCCUCAUGAAGCCCCUGCUGGUGUUCGUGAACCCCAAGAGUGGGGGCAACCAGGGCGCCAAGAUCAUCCAGUCCUUCCUCUGGUAUCUCAAUCCCCGGCAAGUCUUUGACCUGAGCCAGGGAGGGCCCAAGGAGGCGCUGGAGAUGUACCGCCGGGUGCACAACCUGCGGAUCCUGGCCUGCGGGGGCGAUGGCACGGUCGGCUGGAUCCUCUCCACCCUGGACCAGCUGCGCUUAAAACCACCGCCGCCCGUCGCCAUCCUGCCCCUGGGCACCGGCAACGACUUGGCCCGCACCCUCAACUGGGGUGGGGGCUACACCGAUGAGCCCGUGUCCAAGAUCCUCUCCCACGUAGAGGAGGGCAACGUGGUGCAGCUGGACCGCUGGGACCUCCGUGCUGAGCCCAACCCUGAGGCGGGGCCUGAGGAGCGAGAUGAGGGGGCCACCGACCGGCUGCCGCUGGAUGUCUUCAACAACUACUUCAGCCUGGGCUUUGAUGCCCACGUCACCCUGGAGUUUCACGAGUCUCGAGAGGCCAAUCCAGAGAAAUUCAACAGCCGCUUUCGGAAUAAGAUGUUCUACGCCGGGACAGCCUUCUCCGACUUCCUGAUGGGCAGCUCCAAGGACUUGGCCAAGCACAUCCGCGUGGUGUGUGACGGGACCGACCUGACCCCCAAGAUUCAGGACCUGAAACCCCAGUGCAUUGUUUUCCUGAACAUCCCCAGGUACUGUGCGGGCACCAUGCCCUGGGGCCACCCUGGGGAGCACCAUGACUUCGAGCCCCAGCGGCACGAUGAUGGCUACCUCGAGGUUAUUGGCUUUACCAUGACAUCCCUGGCAGCACUGCAGGUGGGCGGGCACGGCGAGCGGCUGACGCAGUGCCGAGAGGUGCUGCUCACCACGUCCAAGGCCAUCCCAGUGCAGGUGGAUGGUGAGCCCUGCAAGCUCGCAGCCUCACGCAUCCGCAUCUCCCUGCGCAACCAGGCCACCAUGGUGCAGAAGGCCAAGCGGCGGAGCACCGCCCCCCUGCACAGCGACCAGCAGCCGGUGCCGGAGCAGCUGCGGAUCCAGGUGAGCAGGGUCAGCAUGCACGACUACGAGGCCUUGCACUAUGACAAGGAGCAGCUCAAAGAGGCCUCCGUGCCGUUGGGCACCGUGGUGGUCCCGGGAGACAGCGACCUGGAGCUGUGCCGCGCCCACAUCGAGAGGCUCCGGCAGGUGAGGAGAGGUCUGGGGCCUCCCCGGGCUGCCCCUCCUGCCCUGGGUUCUGGUCGCCCCCAGCCCCGGCAUCUGUUUCGACAGGAGCCCGAAGGUGCUGGAGCCAAGUCUCCGACGUGCCAGAAACUCUCCCCCAACUGGUGCUUCCUGGAUGCCACCACUGCUAGCCGCUUCUACAGAAUCGACAGGGCCCAGGAACACCUCAACUACGUGACCGAGAUCGCACAGGAUGAGAUUUAUAUCCUGGACCCUGAGCUGCUGGGGGCGUCUGCCCGACCCGACCUCCCAACCCCCUCUUCCCCUCUCCCCACCUCGCCCUGCUCACCCAGGCCCCGGUCACUGCCAGGGGAUGCUGCACCCCCUACAGGUGAAGAGCUGAUCGAGGCUGCCAAGAGGAACGAUUUCUGUAAGCUCCAGGAGCUGCACCGAGCCGGGGGUGACCUUAUGCACCGAGACGAGCAGAGCCGCACGCUCCUGCACCACGCCGUCAGCACCGGCAGCAAGGAAGUGGUCCGCUACCUGCUGGACCACGCCCCCACAGAGAUCCUUGAUGCUGUGGAGGAAAACGGGGAGACCUGUCUGCACCAGGCCGCAGCCCUGGGCCAGCGCACCAUCUGCCACUACAUCGUGGAGGCCGGGGCCUCUCUCAUGAAGACAGACCAGCAGGGCGACACUCCCCGGCAGCGGGCUGAGAGGGCUCAGGACACGGAACUGGCCGCGUACCUGGAGAACCGGCAGCACUACCAGAUGAUCCAGCGGGAGGACCAGGAGACGGCUGUGUGAGGCCGACCCGCAGCAGGAGGGACGGGCCGCCAGGGGACCAGCCCCUCCUCGCCCACCUCACUGCCACAUUCCAGUCGGAUGGCCACAGAGGGACCCGAGACCCAGGCCCCAGGGAAGGAGCCCUGUGCUGCUCACUAGGAGCUGCCCAGACCUAGGGCUGGACUCUGAGGAGCUGGGAGCCAGGGUGGGGGGUGGGGGGUCUCACCCGGCCCCCUGAGGCCACAGCCUAACCCAGAGGCUCACAGGGGACCAGGAAACUGGACUGGGCUGGGCAGACCAUUGUGGGGGGCUUGGGGGGGCCCUCACCUUCCCUGCAGUGGUGCCCUGGAGUUGAGGGCCCACAGCCCGGAGGGCAGAGGGCCUUGAGGCCCCGUGAGGGAGCCCCCAGGAAGACGCUUCCUAAGCCUCCGCGUCCUUUAGGACCCUCAUUCUGAGGCUCCUGGGAGCUUGGGCCCCUCUCCCGCCCUGACACCACCCCCCCACCCCCGCCCCCAGGGCUUCUUCCCGGAAACACGGAGCCUGCUGCAUCUGCCUGCCCGCUGCCCUGCUUAGCACCUACCCGGUGACCCUCCUCCCAAACCCAGUCAUUUCACCUCCGACUGUGUGGCCUGGGGGGCGGGGGGCGGGGCUUUCACGGUGACAUGUUUACAGCUGGGUGUGACUCAGUAAAGUGGAUUUUUUUUCCUU